This is a messenger RNA of Pyricularia oryzae 70-15, 2460 nucleotides long. RefSeq names its product C2H2 zinc finger protein. The coding region runs from base 1 to 2460 and encodes 819 amino acids. The record is from RefSeq and is a predicted model, not a curated record. Lineage: Eukaryota; Fungi; Ascomycota; Sordariomycetes; Magnaporthales; Pyriculariaceae. The transcript is spliced from 2 exons. Gene Ontology annotation, cellular component: cytoplasm.
AUGGGAAACUCGCACACCAAGGAGGCGAGGGACCCUAACGCUCCCUUGUCCCCUCACGAUCCUCGAUCACAUGCAUCCGGCCAUCACGCAUCCGGCUCCUCGUCCAGCAGACCCAGAAACCGAGCCAGCCGAUCCGAUCUCGGCGGACUCUUCGGAAUCAGCGCCGGCUCCUCAUCCUCGACACAACCCCCAUACGAACGACGGGAGACGAAGCAAGAGCGAGAGGCGAGGAAGCUCGAACGAGAAAGACAGGCGCGUCUCAUAGAGAGAGAACGAAGCUUGAAAGAGGAGCAUGUGGAUGGUGGAUAUCUGGUUACAUUGGGUACAUAUGUCGGCACAGAGGACUUUAACAAGGCAGUAGUUCGACAAUUGCAGAUCGAGCGAAGAUUGGCGCCAUUCUGGAGAGGCCUGAACGACUUCUCAGAGACAUGGACCGAGUACCAAAUAGUUGCAGCUGCUCGGGGUCUACCUUUGCCUGCCGCCGAUGCCAUUCCCCCGGAUGAGCUGAUACCCCGACCUAUAUCAGCCACCUCGCCCGCGGCUUCUACACAAAACAUUGAUAGUCUCAUGGUGCCUAUGGGUGGCAGGACACAGUCCACCGCAUCCGACAGGAGCGGCUCAGGACUCGGCUCUAGUUUGCCGUCCCCCACCUCGGCACCGAGCAGCAAGAGUCCCUUUAAACGAUCCAAAGGCAUCGCAGCGGCGCUGAACCUGUCAUCCUCGCGUAACAACUCGACCACUGACAUAGCAGCGCCUCGCGAGAUAAAGCUCCCGCAUGAUCCUUUUGUGAAUGGUCAGCCCAUGGAGGUGUUUUUGUACAAGGACGGAAGCGAGUGCCCCAUCUGCUUCCUGUACUAUCCGCCCUACCUGAACCACACACGAUGCUGUGACCAGCCCAUCUGUAGCGAAUGCUUUGUGCAGAUAAAGCGUGCCGAUCCUCACUACCCCGACGGCCAUGGCGACGCCCAAAACUCGGAGAGGCCCCCGGAGGAGCAGGCUGGUUUGCUGAUUUCGGAGCCGGCCUGCUGUCCCUACUGCCAACAGCCAGAGCUCGGUGUCACGUACGACCCCCCACCGUUCCGCCGCGGUCUGACGUAUUCGAGUCCAACUCCGCACAUGGGCACCAUGGGCACGGCCAUGUCCAGCAGCAGCUCGCUCAACUCAAGCCUCUCCCCGUCGUCCCUGGCAUCCCCGACAAGCAUGGGACACAGCAGAAGACGAACGCAAUCACUGUCGGCUAAUGCCCCGAACGUCGUCACAACGGACCGCGUGAGGCCGGACUGGGCGACAAAGCUUGCCGCGCAGCGGGCACAUAUUGCGCGGCGUGCUGCGGCCGCCACUGCCCUGCACACGGCGGCAUUCCUGAUGAGCAACAACGAGCAGCAACGGUCCCUUAGGAUAGGAAGGUUCAGCAGACGCAACACAGCCGAGAGGACCGCGCCGGGACCAUCGACCAACGCAGCCGCGAGCAACAGCCCCGCCAGGCCAGAGGCCGCUGCAGCUGAGAGCGAAUCUGCGUCUCCAGGGACCGGAGAGGCGAGAAGCAGCUCCGGUCGGGGGAUCAUGGGUGCGCGCAGGAGCCGUAUGGAGGACCUCGAGGAGAUGAUGUUUGCCGAAGCCAUCAGGUUGUCUCUGGCUGCGGAGGAAGAGCGGAAACGCAAGGCAGAGAAGGAAGAACGCAAGGAAGCCAAGCGCAAGGAGAAGGAGGACAAGAAGGCUGCCAAGGCCGCAGCCAAGAGCUCUGGGUCCGGGCCGUACACGGGCUCCAGCGGUAACAGCUCCAUCGCCGGCAGCGCCCUCAGCUUGCCCGGCCUCGGUCUGGGAAGGCGGCGGGGAAACAGUGCCGCUUCAAACCUGCGCAUGGAGGCCAGUGUGGCUAGCGCCGUGGCCGCAUCGGGAUCGGGCAGUCCAGAAUCGGCGACAGCUGCUGGUGGUGACAAGGGGAAGGGGGUCGAGAGGCCAAUGGCAGCAAAUUCUGGAGACUCCAGUGAACACGCAGAGGCCGGUGCCUCUUCGAGCAUGCCCGCCGGGUCCCAGCCCAUCUCAUCACCACAACGGCCUGGCGGUCAUUCCCACCUGCGCCAGAUCAGCAACGUAUCGUCGGUCUCGGAUUCGUCCUUCGUUGACGCUUCGGGCGGUGUUGCUGACGAAGGGCGGACGGCAGCGACUGGUGUCGAGCCCACUCCAAACAUGACCAGCUUGUCGGAAGUGGUGGACGUUCUGGACGAGGUUGACCAUGCGAAAUCCCAUGACGCCACAGAGGUGCAGCAUCUUGAGAACGCAUCCGACAACAAGCCGCCGAGCAAGGACGCCGGAGAAGCACCGUCCCCUCCGGAGUUGGUGGUAACGCCAGGAACCCCUGCGCUUAACAACGAGGGCUUUGAGACCAACAAACAGCUGGACAUUAAGCCCACUGCGCAGCACGAUGAUCAGCAGCAGCAGCGCCAGCAGUCCGCGUAA